UCCCCCUGCACUGCCAYUGUCCCCUGCAAGCACCCUUGGGUGCAGUGAAGGGAAGGUCUUUCCAUCCCGGCUGUGGCUUCCCCUCCUAAUGCCUUAAUCCGCGCCUGAUCCGCGGUGCCCCUGGGGCUGGUCCCGCUGACCUUGCAGGCACUGGGACCCGGUGGGCACCUUGGGGCACGAGCUGCCACCGCUAUUCACCAUGGCCUCCUUCUUCAUGGCCACCCUGAAGAGCUUCCAGGGGGGCAAGGACGAGUCACCCAAGGGGGCCCCCAAGGAUGACAAGGUGGGCACSCUGCCCAACGGCAUGGCCCGUGAGGAGUUUGAGGAGUACCAGCGGGAGCUGCUGGAAGAGAAGAUCGAGCGGGACAAGGCGUUUGCCCAGAGGAAGGCAGAGCGGGCCACGGUGCGGAUGCACCUGCGGGACAAGUACCACCUGACCCAGGACGAGCGGGACGGUGCCCAGGUGCAUGUGGCGGGAGGUGCGGUGGAGCUGCCGCAAGAGCUGGCAGCCAUGGUGCACAGCGAGGAGGAGGAGGAGGAGGAUGGCAGCGCCGGGGCCCUCGCCUUCCUGGGGAAGCUGCGCGAAAUAGAGCUGCCGGCRCUGCGGGACCGCGCCUUGGGCGGCGUGGGCCAGGUGAAGGACAAGUGCGCCCUGAUGUAGCACUUCAGCUACCGGAUACCGGAGCGCCUGUCCCCGCGAACCGCGGCGUGCGGAGCCUCUGGGCGCCCUUACUUGGGGUGGGGGCCCCAAUACACCAGCUGGGUGUGGGUUUUCUUCCCCAAAACCAUUCCCAGUUGCUUUCCCAGGGUGUGCWGGGGUGCAGGAUGUCUGGGUAGCCUCCACCCGUUAUGGUCAAGUCCCU
Messenger RNA from Malurus melanocephalus (red-backed fairy wren), 863 nucleotides. Its product is annotated as complexin-3-like. Gene Ontology annotation, biological process: regulation of neurotransmitter secretion; synaptic vesicle exocytosis; neurotransmitter transport. Gene Ontology annotation, molecular function: syntaxin binding. Gene Ontology annotation, cellular component: SNARE complex; terminal bouton. The record is from RefSeq and is a predicted model, not a curated record. The transcript has 3 exons. Lineage: Eukaryota; Metazoa; Chordata; Aves; Passeriformes; Maluridae. The coding region runs from base 200 to 661 and encodes 153 amino acids.